Harmonia axyridis is the source of this 2976-nucleotide messenger RNA. RefSeq lists its product as uncharacterized. The transcript has 12 exons. The record is from RefSeq and is a predicted model, not a curated record. The coding region runs from base 242 to 2905 and encodes 887 amino acids. NCBI's taxonomy places the organism in Eukaryota, Metazoa, Arthropoda, Insecta, Coleoptera, Coccinellidae.
AUUAAUUACAGAUCUGCAUAUUACCAUUGUUUUCUCUUUAAAUAUUGAUAUUAUGGUGUGAAAGAGGCCUUACAUCUGUUAACACUGAUAUCUGAUUCAAUAUUCUGUGUUCUAAGAUGUUCUGUGUUCUAAGUUUGAAAAGUUAACCUCAAUUUUUCCUGCAUCCUAAUUCGAAUUAAAAGAUCGAGAAAGUGAAUUUAAUUUUUAUAACAAUUGAUACAUUUCUCGUAAAAAAAAUCCGAUGGAAACCGAUAAUUGCCCUGAAACAAUUAUGGAGGAAACCAAAUCAAUUUUCAAAAGAGCUUCAACAAGUGAUUUAGACAAAAAAAUUAUAUACAAUGCCCUUCAAGAUUUUAGAACUCACUUCAAGAAGUUAUCAUUAGAAAAAUUAGAAAAAGAUUUCAUGUUUUAUAUGAUGCCUUGUAUAAAGGAUUUGUUUUUUGAGAUCUAUAGAAGUAAUGAUGAAAUGGAUUCUAUACAAAAAGUCGAAGAAUUAUUAGGCAAUCUGACAAUAACAAUAUCACUCACAAAUUUCAUAGAAGAACUUCUGAAUUGUAUUGCUUCCCAGUUAGAAUCUACCAAUUUAAAUUUACUCAAGACUAUGAUUUUAGAAAUACCAAAGUGCCUAUUUCUAACAUACAACCAUUGUAAAAGAAGUCAAAAAAAGUACCAGAAUUUAAUGAAUGACUGUAAAGAAAUUUUAUUAUUAUAUAAAAAAAAUCAAGAAUGUCAUAUGAAAUUUCUUAAUAUUAUAACUAUUAUAGCCAUCGAUGCUAAGGAUGAAAACAGUACAAAAAUUCUGAUUGAUUCAAUUCAAUCCAUAUCCAAUAUAACUGAAAUAUUGUUUGGACUAAAUAUAAAAGCAUUAGCCGAUAGUUGGAAAAGCUAUUGUUGUGUGAUUGAAAAACAUCAAGAAAUUUUAGCUGCUGAAAAAUUCUACUGUAUUAGGGAAAUUGAACUUCUGGGAUUGCAAAUACGCGAUUUCAUGAAUAUUGCACUGGAAAGUAAUGAUGAUAAACAGCUUCUUCAGUACUUAAAAUUAUCUGGAUUUCUUUUAAAAGUUGCUCUGAAAAUCAUCAACAAUUUUUGGCAAUUCCUAAAUAAUGAUCAUUUAGAGUGUAUACAUAACUUAGUUUGUAGUAUUUAUAAUUUUUCUCCAGAGAUUUCAGAUACAUAUAAAUUGACAGUCAAUGUGAAAAAUGCCAUUCAAACUUGCCUAUUAGAUGUUUCAACAUCUUUUGUAGAAGAAAAGUUAUUACAGAGAGAUAUUUUGGAGAAAAUGUUAUCAAAACUCAGUUCAUCAAAAAGCGAUUUGAUUGGUUGUUUGGAAUUUAACAUGAAAAUUCUAGAAUUUAUUAAUCGUCAAAUUCCAGAUGAUUUGGAUUAUAGUUUCUUCGCUUCUAUUGUGAAUCUCAUAUUCAUCAAUUUCUCAAUAUGGUUUCCAGAACCUUAUUCUGAAGAUGUGAUGAAACAUCUUGCAACAAUUAUUGAAAAAUUGUCUUCCCAUUUCAGUAAAUCCAUUGAAGCUCAUAACAGCUUUUAUAAUGAAGAUUUUGAAUCUGUGAUUUUCUCAAAUAUACUUGGAAAUAAUAUUGGAUGCCAUAUUUUGGCUUCGACCACUUGGGUUCAAAUAAUAAGCAAAUUGUCUUCUGAGUCGAGGAAGAAUGUUAUUACCGAAUUAUUGCAAGUAAUCAAUAAUAGUCAAAUUGAAUUAUCAUUCACUUCAUUAAAAAUCAUAUUUCUAAAGAAAUUCAUGCAUAAGUUAUUCAAUUCACUUGAUGAAGAGGAAAGAGUAUAUUUUCUGAAUCUCUAUCCACCAUUGGAAUACAAAUGUUUAUGGAGAAUUAUAGGACCAAGUUAUAAUACAGAAAAUGAGACUCUGUUAUUGAAUCCUUUGUUGGAAUUUCUCUCUUUAAACUUGAAAGAUGUGAGAAAUUCCGCUUCUGCUCAGGAAAUCAUUGAAUCGGUUGAAGCACUGAAAAUGUUUGCAGGAGCAUCCAAGUCAAGUUUAGAAAUAAAUGGCAAGACAUUGUGUAAUAUUGUCCUGACAUUAUGGGAAUUAAAUUUUGAAGAGGUCCCUAGUAAUAAUCUAUUUUUGAAAUAUUUCAUUUCUUGUUUGAGUGAAGUUACAGUGAAGUUGAUGAACUACUUUUCAACUGAUCAAGUUGUUUCUAUACUCAAGAGAAUGGAAAUGCUUGCAACCAAUAAUUUAUUCAAAGUCAAAUUAUGUUUGAUGCUUAGCGCGAUGUCCACCAAACAAGCAGAGCAUAAUAUGGAACAGAAUAAAUUGAACUUUGUCAUCUCCGAUCUUUUCGAGUUAUUACUUAGGGAAAAUGAUGAAAUGAUAAAGGAAGUUAGUUUGAAAAUAUUUCAACAAUUCGCAUAUAACAAUCACUUUAUAAUUGUGAAUAAUGUUUCAAGAAUGUUACCCGAUCUGAAUUUGGAACAAUACCUGAGAACUAAUGGUAAUAAAAUGCAUUCAAAUGAACAUUUUAAUGUUCCAGAUUUAAAAAGCAUGGAACAUAAAUGUCUAGUGGAGUCUAGAAAAUCUAUUUCUGCUAGAAAUUCUUUUGCGUCUAGAGAAAAUUCAUUUGAUUCAUCGAAUAAAAACUAUUUUUCAAGAGAAUGUUCAUUUGAAACAGAAAAUGAAACCAUGAAAUUGAUCAAUAGACCAUCUGCAGAAUCAAAAAAAGGCUUUACUAUCAGAAGCAACGGACCUCAGUGGAAGAGAGUUAAAUUAAAUGAAGAUGCUGAAGAAGAAAGCGAUAGUAUUAGUGAUGUAUUACAAAGAAUUAAGAGUGAAAUUAAAUGUUUGAACAAAAUUUUAUCUAAAGAGAAACCGACCCCCAAAAAUGCCCAAGACAUUAAAAUGUUAGCUUAUCAAAUACAAAAUCUCUUAGAGUAACGAUUUAUUUUAAUUAUAUUUUGUGGCCAACUGUUGUAAAUAAUUUGUAAUUAAAUACAUUUUUCAUUUGA